AUGACGCCUGUUUCUGAGAUCAUCGUUCCCAAAAAACAUGUAGUAGCGGAAGGGGAUUUGCUGCAGGUCCCAGGCCUCCGUGACCUCCGGGUUGGCCGCGCCUUUGGCUCGGGAUUCAUGGCGCAAAACCGCAUCUACCAGCUGCUGGACGCGACCACGGGCCGCAACGCAGGGCUCGUGCUCAAGGUCUGCCGGCCGUCCGGGGCCGCGCAGCACUCGCUGGCGCACGAGGCGCGCCUGUACCGCAACCUGACGCUGCUGGCCGACAAGUACGGGCCCAGCAUAGGCACCCUCUUCCUACAUGCGCGCGCCGUCCUCAUCCAAGAGGACAGGACCAUCGUGGGCGUGAUUAUCGAGAAAGCCAGCGGACUGAGCAUCGACAAGCGCGUGUCUGACCCGGCGUUUCAUGAUGUGCGCUACGUGCUGGCCCUCCUGGCCGACGUCCUAACCGCGCUUGACGUUGCCCAGCGCGAGCUCGGGGCCCUUGCGUCAUGCCUGGCCGACGGCGCGGGGGCGGGCAUGAGCAUUACAGGGUAG
Monoraphidium neglectum is the source of this 537-nucleotide messenger RNA. RefSeq lists its product as hypothetical. Lineage: Eukaryota; Viridiplantae; Chlorophyta; Chlorophyceae; Sphaeropleales; Selenastraceae. The transcript is spliced from 6 exons. The record is from RefSeq and is a predicted model, not a curated record. The coding region runs from base 1 to 537 and encodes 178 amino acids.